GCGCUGUGGGAGUUGAAUGAUUAAACUGGAGCUGUUUACAUUCCAAACCAAGCUUUCCACUGUUCAUACGAGAGAGAAUUUGAAUUCUCCAAUAAUCGAGAGGUUCCGCCUUUGAUUCCUCCCUCAAAACAACCUGCUGCUUAUUUGGACGUUCCACCUGCUGGACGCUCACUAGAUCCGUCAGUGAGUGCUGAUCGUGGAGGGGAUUUCUUCAGACAUGCCAUCAGCGGGAUUUGAGAUAUUAGGAGUGACUCUGGCUCUGCUGGGCUGGAUCUCCGCCAUCGUUUCCUGCGCUUUGCCCAUGUGGAGAGUGUCGGCGUUCAUCGGGGUGAACAUCGUGACGGCGCUGACCAUCUGGGAGGGCAUCUGGAUGAGCUGCGUGGUCCAGAGCACCGGCCAGAUGCAGUGCAAGGUCUACGACUCCAUGCUGGCUCUGAGCGCCGACCUUCAGGCCGCCCGCGCCCUCACAGUCAUCUCCGUUGUGUUGGGGGUUCUGGGACUCCUGAUGUCCGUCAUGGGGGCAAAGUGCACCAACUGCGUGGACGAAGAGGCGGCUAAAGCACGGGUGAUGAUCGCCUCCGGAGGGGCUUUCGUUCUGGCCUCCCUCACCCAGAUAAUCCCCGUGUCCUGGUCCGCUCACACCAUCAUCACGGAGUUCUACAGUCCGGCCGUACCAGAGGCCCAGAAGAGGGAGAUCGGUGCUGCGCUGUAUCUGGGUUGGGCCGCCGCUGCCUUCCUGCUCAUCGGAGGCGGCAUCCUGUCCUCCAGCUGCCCUCGGGGGCCGGAGAAAAGGUACAGAACGCCGUACUCCCAAACCAGAUCGGUGGUACCGAACGGCUAUGACAGGAGAGACUACGUCUGAAGCGACAUCUGCUCCGCUCUCACGCACCGACCAACGUGUACCAACUCAUUAAAGACUCCGGAAACAGAACCGAAAAGAACAAAAACGUCUAAAAACUGAAAAAACUAUUUUUGACAAAAGUAUUUUUGACCAGUUUCUUGUGCAAAUAUGUAAAAAUACUUGAAAUAAGACGAAACUACUUUACAAGUAACUUUUCACCAAGAUAUAAGAGCUUGGUUUUAGUAAAUAAUUCCUUGAUAUUGGUUUUAAAAAGUUCUAAUUCCAGUGGCAGAUUAUUUAAAUUACAACAUGUGAAUAUAAGUGAAAUAAUCUGCCAGUGGAAGCAGAGCUUUUCAUCAAGAUUAAGGAAUCAUUGACUUAAAUUAAGCUAUUUCUUGCUGAAGAAUUUGUUACUUUUGCCUUAUUUCAAGUGUACUAGGAAUUUCCACCAGAAAUUAAGCCAAAAAUACUUGUGUAUAUUUUGUCUUUUUGCUGUUCAAACUUGGUUUUUCACUUACUGACACUAGGUCAAGUAGUUUUUACCUCUAAAGUUAUUUUUAUUUGCUAA
Molecule: messenger RNA, 1409 nt
Organism: Xiphophorus couchianus (Monterrey platyfish)
Lineage: Eukaryota; Metazoa; Chordata; Actinopteri; Cyprinodontiformes; Poeciliidae
Product: claudin-4-like
Exons: 1
Coding region: 218-862 (214 amino acids)
Cellular component (GO): bicellular tight junction; membrane
Molecular function (GO): structural molecule activity
Source: RefSeq, a predicted model, not a curated record